GCGCGAAGUUUUUGCCUGCUUUUUUAUUGCUGGUUUUUAUAAAAGAGGCCUUUAAAAUAUCUAUUCGUACUGGUGGAGUGCUUGUGAAGCUCUGACUGAGUGUGUGUGAAAGUCAGUGUGUGUGAGCUGUCAGCAGCGGCAGCGGCAGCAGCGGCAGCGCUGCUCUCUUGACAGUUCAGCCUGAGCUCAGCGGCUGAGCUGCUGUUCACGCCGUGUCGUCCUGGAAGCUCCAGGCUUUGACACACUGUGACACAGCCUUGUUGUGACUCUAAAAACGUCGGGGCGAUGUACAUUACAUAGAUAUGAGGCACGAAGUGAAAGUUCUGGCCUCACUAAAGAUGAUUGUAUGUCCAUGUGUCAACACGCUGCGCGCUCGAUAAGAGCGGCGGCCGCGCUGUCAGACGCAGCUCGGGCAGCGUGUUAGUCAAGUUCAGGUCGUUCUGCGUAAAUGGAGCUCAAAGACGGAGAAAGAAGUCCCUCAGUUCUAGCGGAAACGUUGUUGUUGUUGUUGUUUUUCCUGUGUUCUUGUUUCUUCUGCGGUAAAAGAGAAUAGACACUAUGCAUUAAGUUUCUCCCUCGUUAACUACACCAACCCGUGUGUUUUACUUAUAAAUGCGCCACAUUUACCAGGUUUAGAAAGCGUCAAUAAACGUCGUAUUUUUGUUCGUAUUAUGUUUUUCAGGAAAUAUUCUUUAUUAUGUUUAAUUUAAAUGUUGGAAACAACAGAUCAAGUCCAGCUGUUAGAAACGUGUGCGCUGUAUUUAAUAGUUUACCCCCCAAAAAGAUUGACUCACGUUGAGUUAUUUUGGGUACUUUUUUAUUUGUUGCUUUUUACUUGGGUUAUUUAUCACCUUUCAGUCUGUGGAUGUCUGCGUCUCCCGACGACUUUUAUUAUCGGACGGUCCGGUUACAGACUUUAGUGCUGGUGCAAGGGCAAACGUUUUUUUAUAUAUAUAAAAAAUGUAUUCAUGUAUUUUGUUGUUGUUGUUUUUGUUUCGUUUGUUUACUCAAAGGGCACGGAGUAAAUGCCUUGUGACAUGUUGGGGGAUAAAAGUGUAAGAAGAAUGCUGUUGCUGCUGCCGCUGCUGUUGCAAAGUAUUUUUCACUGGAAGCAAAUCAGGGAAAAAGUUACUGUGCUACCUUCCCCGCCCAACAGGCUAAUGCAGAACUCGACAAUAUGGCUUGUGCAGCAGACAGCUGCAUACAGUUUACGCGCCAUGCAAGUGAUGUUCUGUUCAACCUGAAUCGGCUGCGAAGCAGAGACAUUCUCACGGACGUCACUAUUCUGGUGAACAGGCAGCAGUUCCGUGCACACAAGACAGUGCUCAUGGCAUGCAGUGGGUUGUUCUACACCAUCUUUACUGACUCCCACAAGUGCAACCUUAAUGCAAUCAGUCUGGAUCCAAAGGUAGACCCCGAGGGCUUUGCCAUCCUUCUGGAGUUUAUGUACACCUCUCGACUUACCCUCAAGGAAAGUCUGAUCAUUUCUAUCAUGAACUCGGCCAUCUACCUGCAGAUGGACCAUGUUGUGGACACCUGCCACAGAUUCAUCAAAUCCAGUGAUCCAGCUGCCAAGCUGCCCAGAGAUGAAUUUUUGGUCAGUCCCUUGGUUUUACCUCAGGAUGUCCAUGGGUAUCGCCCCCAUGAAGUUGUUGACAGUUUGCACAGCCGCAUACCUCCCUUCAGGGAUGGAAGGCCAUACAGCUCAAACAUCUUCAACAGCAUCAGCAACCCCAGCAACUACCCCAUCUACGGACAGUUUCCCAUGCCGGGAUUUACUUUCCCUUUCUGCAAGAUCACUGAUGCUAAAAACCCUUUCGUUGACUUCUCUAAGAACACCAUCCCCCCGAAGCACUGCACUCCACACGACGGUGCCAACCCUAUCAAGGCGGAAUACACCAGGGCAGUUGGCACAAUCUCCUCCAGCAUCAUUCACUCCACCACCUACGCCUCUAGGGAUGUUGGGAGAGACAACGAGUUGAGGAAGGAUAGCCACGAGGGGAUCGGCCAGUCGAUGGGUCUCGGCACGAGAAAGCGCAUGUUUCCAAUGUUUAAUCUGGAGCCCCAGAAAGUUCCAAGGAAUGAGCACACUCCUCAAGGUGAGGAAGACCUGAUCCAUCAGCACUACCCACUGGGAACCUUAUCAGCCGGACGCAAGAGCCUCAUGAGCAGCCCUCAGAGCCCGUUCAAAUCAGACUGCCAGCCUAACUCCCCGACCGAGUCCAGCAGCAGCAAGAAUGCUGGCCUCACCCAAACUGCUGGAGUGCAAUCUCCACAAGGUACGCAGGACCCUAAAGCACGCAACUGGAAGAAAUACAAGUUUAUUGUUCUGAAUCAAAGCGCCAAGGAAGAUGAGGUGGCUCUGAGGGAUACUGAGCUCCACUCCCCGCAACGCCACGGUUUGCAACCCUACCUCCACCCCAGUGACUCGGAAAACCUGGACCCACAAACCACGAGCAAGAGCAGUGAACACACUGAAGAUCUGCCUGUGCCCCAGGCAAGUCGUCUGAAUAAUAUCAUCAACAGUGCACGCGAGGGGUCACGGAGGAGCAACGACAUCCAGCCUCCGCACUACCUGAGCCGCCUCAGUUGCUCAUCCUGUGGCUGCCAGUCCCCACAGCACUCGGACGUCUGUCCCUCCAGGUCCAGGCUGGCAGAAGACAUGGCAGAACUACAUUCAGAAUACUCAGACUCUAGCUGUGAAAAUGGUACUUUCUUUUGUCACGAGUGCGACUCUAAGUUUGCUGACGACGACGCGCUAAAACAACACAUGCUUCAAGUGCACAGCGACAAGCCAUACAAGUGUGACCGCUGCCAGGCAGCUUUCCGUUAUAAGGGCAACCUUGCCAGCCACAAGACUGUCCACACAGGAGAGAAGCCGUACCGAUGUAAUAUUUGUGGUGCUCAGUUUAACAGACCAGCCAACCUCAAAACUCACACUCGCAUCCACUCAGGAGAGAAGCCAUACAAGUGUGAGACGUGUGGAGCUCGUUUUGUACAGGUAGCUCAUCUCCGUGCCCAUGUGUUGAUCCACACGGGUGAGAAGCCAUAUCCGUGUGAGAUUUGCGGAACGCGCUUUCGCCACCUGCAGACGUUGAAGAGCCAUCUGCGUAUACACACAGGAGAAAAGCCCUACCAUUGUGAGAAAUGCAAUCUGCACUUCCGCCACAAGAGCCAGCUGCGGCUGCAUCUACGACAGAAGCACGGCGCCAUCACCAACACAAAGAUCCAGUACCGCUUGUCCACAGCCGACGUGUCCGUCGAUGUGACCAAGUCUUGCUAGGCCAGAAGAAGGGAACAGUUCUAAAGGAAACAUUUCUGACCUUGGCAAUUAUAGACGCUGACCUGUACAAUCAUCAAAAAUGUAGUGCCACACUGUGUUUAUUAGAUGGGAAAAGAAAAAACAAAUUGGCUGUAUUUGCCAUUCUACACGGGUUUUCUCUAUAUGUGAACGUGGAGCCAAUUAUGGCGUCUUAGUCACUUUAUAUAGAUACAAUAUAUAUAUAUAUGAAUAUAUAUUAAUGUAAGUGGGGAAUGUUUCGCAUAAAAAGCUUUAUUUUGACAAAAAAAUUAAGAUGGAAUGUAACCAAUAUGUUUUUUUGAGAAUACAGUAUUUUGUAUCAGAGAACUUACUUUUCUGAAAGUACUGAACAUUUUGAUGAACAGGUGGUACUUAUAUUUUAGGAUAACGCAAUUUGCGGCUGUGCGACGCUGUACAUACGGUACAUUUGAUUUGGAUGUAUAUACAUGUUAAACCAAGUUAAGCUGCCAUGUUUGUACAAAAUGAAGAGAAAAAAAAAGGUCAGGACAACGCUGUGUGCGAAGGGAUUCCAAGACCUUUUCACACCGCUGCUGUCUGUCCUGAUGACAAUAUGCAUGAGUUACAAGUUUUUUGUUGUAUAAAGAACAGGUGCAACUGCAAAAAUAUCGUGACAUAUAUUGUAUAAUUAAAUCUGUGGGUUUACUCUGCGGGCAGAGGCAAUCGUAACUGUUGAAAUUAGUUUUCAAGGUAUUGCUUUGUUACGAC
Molecule: messenger RNA, 4027 nt
Organism: Cynoglossus semilaevis (tongue sole)
Lineage: Eukaryota; Metazoa; Chordata; Actinopteri; Pleuronectiformes; Cynoglossidae
Gene: bcl6aa
Product: BCL6A transcription repressor a
Exons: 9
Coding region: 1178-3283 (701 amino acids)
Biological process (GO): regulation of transcription by RNA polymerase II
Cellular component (GO): nucleus
Molecular function (GO): DNA-binding transcription factor activity, RNA polymerase II-specific; protein binding
Source: RefSeq, a predicted model, not a curated record